Sesamum indicum (sesame) is the source of this 1277-nucleotide messenger RNA. Lineage: Eukaryota; Viridiplantae; Streptophyta; Magnoliopsida; Lamiales; Pedaliaceae. The record is from RefSeq and is a predicted model, not a curated record.
AGUUGCGCACAAUCACAUUUCAGAACUCAAUUUCUGUAGCCGUUGGGAAAUCGAAGAAGAGGAGGGGAAAGGAGAGGAUAAUCUUCCGAGGAUAAGCGAGAAAUUUUUCACUGAAUUGAAGGAGAACGUCUGUCAACAAAAAUUUCUGGAGUUUUCGCUAUUAAAUCCUGCAGCUUUUCUGAGUAAUUUCCAAGUUUCUGUGAAAGAAGCACGCAUGGCAACCCCGGCUCAUCGCCUGAUCCAAGAUCAGAACUUGAAUUUACUCUACGAUGGCGCUACUCCUGUGGGAAAGCCUACUGUAAUCAAAACGGGUAGGAAAGGAGGACCUACGGGAAGGAAGGCUCUGAAUGACAUAUCAAACUCAAGAAAGCCUUCUGAAAUUCAGUCAAAGAAGAAAGACAAUUCCGCGAAUAUAAUAUCUAUCGAGACGGAUUCCAGUGAUGCUAAAGCAAGAUUACCGAAGGUGGUAAAUGAGAAAGGAAAAGUUGCAGGUAGGAAAGCACUCACUGACGUCACAAACUCAGUUAAGCCACUGGCACAGUCAAGGGCUGGCCAAAAGUUGAACGCUGUUGCAGAAGACAAAGCACGUAGUUCUCUGGUGGAGACGUUUCUUCACAAUCAUCAAGAAUGCAUCAAAGCUCGGAUGAAAUCUGUUGACAUGGACUGCUUUCUGAAGUCAGUAGGACUAAAUAAUGAUAUGCCAGUGCUGCUAUCCGCUAAGGGGGGACUUCAGUCAUCAGCAAAGAAGGUGGAGCGUAAUAUGAAGCAUUUGGAAAUGGAAGAGAUUCCGGAGCAGCUCUUGGAAUCCAAGCUCUCGGGCUACCAUUCACCUGCCUUUCGAUCUCCUCGAUCACCAAAGCCACCAUACGUUAACUGGGACCAUGGCAAUUUUUCUGAUCUGAUAAUGAUUGAGACACCUAAACUAUUGUACCCUUGAAGUUCCUACGAUCUCGUGAUUGUGAUAAUUAGAAGCUCAAGAUUAUCUGAUGAUAAUCUCCUAGGACGAAGAUUUGUUGGUAAUCUGUCAACUAAAUUGCCGUAUGUUUGUAAUCCGUAAGCAGUGGUCUCAUGAUUCCUGCAAAAACAGGGUUAUGUAAUCUGAUGAUUCUCUAUUUAAUCUGGUAUCUAGAAAUGAUAUGUCUCAAGAAAUCAAUAGAUUUUAGACAGUUUAAGGGAAGGUCAACAAGAACUACUCAAACUCAUCUCUAUCAUUUUGGGCGUAAUCAGCCCAAAUCUCUACUGGAAGGAAAUGUAUGUAAUGCUUUUGUUCUUUAGAU